AGGUUGAGCCAAAGCCAGGUAGUAACAGUCAUCUUUGAUUCAAAACCUACUCCAAUUCUUUGUCACAUGGGAGAUUUUGGAUGUGGAGAUGGAGGAUGGACACCGGUCAUGAAGAUGAACGGUAGCAAGGUGUGAAAUUUUAUUUGGCAACAUGUUAUUUAAUGUUCGAACUGUUCUACGGUUGUGUCGCCUUAUAAUAUGGCCCCGGCUAGGUUGAUUCCAACGUGCAUUUAGGUCGACUAAACCCUCGUCGUUGGGGUUUUAGAAUUGCUUCGAGCGAGUAGAGGGAGACUAUGGUAUUGCAAACUAAUGGCCAUACUGAUGACGUAUCACUGUCAAGAUCUGGGUAAUGCUUUUGAUUGGUCCUGCUACAUGGCAGAUUUGCUUCAGCCAAUCAGAGGGACUAUCGAGAUCUGGGUAGUGACGCGUCAUCAGCAGUGGAAUUUCUACGCUUUUCUCAGACAUCAUUUCGCUUUUCUCAGGCUAAGAAACGAAUGCUUACAAUUUAGCUAAGCUUAGACAGUUCACAGUCCUAUAUUUUUCCGUAAGAUCGUCGAGAUCGAGUGCUUUGCGUUACGGGCUGCCAUCUUCAUGAGUGUCAAAACUUCUUAGGGGGUGGGGGCGGUUUGGGAGGAAGCGGGAAAAAUAUUUUUCUCGUCGCCCUCCCCUUACAGAUAUAAUCCCCGACGCCCGCCCCCGCGAUACAUUUAAAAAUCAAGAUGGCCGCCAUUAAGGUAAGACGCGCUAUAUCUCGACGAUCUCACGAUGAAAGAGGGGACAGUGAACAGUCUAAGCUAAGCUAUAUACUUACAAUUUCUCCUUUAAAUCAUACAAAGGCCAUUGAACUGUUUUUUUCUUCCACAGCAAACCUUUCAUUACGAUGCCUCGCUCUGGAGCAACAAAGAAACUUUCAACCUUGAUGGAGGGAAGACCGGGUUUGACUCCCAAGAGACCAAACUUCCCUCCUACUGGAACACAUCCUUCUCCAAGAUCUGCCUCGGCAUGAAGAUCGGUCAGCAGUUUAAUUUCAUUGUAAUCAACAGGAGCGCCAGUUCUCUGCACUCUUUGAUCGCUGACGGACAAUUUCGCGCUACUUCUCUGGGUCGCGACACGUGGAAGUUGUUGAUUGGUCCUGAGGGGUCCCUGCAGUUUGAGUGUAAUAAAGAAGGGUUCAACAGUCAUGUGGUCGGCAGAGUCCAUUCCAAAGCCAGGAUCGGCAUCAUUAGUAACCAGGAAAACCAUUGCAAUUCCUGUGACUCUAGAAUUGGGUUUGGUACUGGUGGGUUACAUGAUGACACCAACUCCUGUGGAAACCAGGCUACCCACUAUCCAGAUAAUGGUAACAAGCAUAUCAAAGCCGUAGGAUAUAUCCUCGUGCAGUGA
Molecule: messenger RNA, 1383 nt
Organism: Porites lobata
Lineage: Eukaryota; Metazoa; Cnidaria; Anthozoa; Scleractinia; Poritidae
Source: the annotation of a GenBank genome assembly